Molecule: messenger RNA, 1299 nt
Organism: Phlebotomus argentipes
Lineage: Eukaryota; Metazoa; Arthropoda; Insecta; Diptera; Psychodidae
Product: endoplasmic reticulum-Golgi intermediate compartment protein 2
Exons: 6
Coding region: 78-1178 (366 amino acids)
Biological process (GO): retrograde vesicle-mediated transport, Golgi to endoplasmic reticulum; endoplasmic reticulum to Golgi vesicle-mediated transport
Cellular component (GO): endoplasmic reticulum; membrane; COPII-coated ER to Golgi transport vesicle
Source: RefSeq, a predicted model, not a curated record
AGUGAUUCAUGCUGUCUUGUCCGUGUCGGUGUGGAUGAUUUAUAUGUUUUUCCCGUGUGAUUUGUUAACUUCCAUUGAUGCUUCGCCAAAGAAAACGUGUGGAUAUCGUCAAGAGUCUGGAUGCCUUCCCGCAGAUCCGUGAGAAGUACACAAAAACCACGAGAAUCGGCGGAACACUGUCCAUCAUAAGCCGCACUGUGAUUUUCUACUUGAUCUGGAAGGAGAUCAACUACUUCCUGGAGAGCAAGCUCAUCUUUAAGUUUGCUCCUGACGCUGAUUUGGACACCAAAUUGCAGAUAAACAUUGAUCUCACAGUUGCAACGCCUUGUGCACGGAUCGGGGCGGAUAUCUUUGACUCCACGCACCAAAAUGUGUUCUCAUUCGGGAGUCUGGAAGAGGAGGAUACGUGGUGGGAACUGGAUGGGAAUCAGCUAACGCACUUCCAGUACGUUAAGCAUCUCAAUUCGUACUUGAGGGAGGAAUAUCACUCUCUGGCGCACAUUCUGUACAAGAGCGAUUCCAGACACUUCGCCGCAAUGCCUGAGAGGGAAGUGAAGCCGGACAAGCCUUUCGAUGCAUGUCGAAUCCACGGAACACUCACGACAAACAAGGUUUCCGGGAACUUUCACAUCACGGCCGGCAAGAGUAUUCACUUCCCAAGGGGGCACAUUCACCUCAGCUCCAUCUUCGAUGAUACACCGCUCAAUAUGUCGCAUCGCGUGAACAGAUUCAGCUUUGGGCCGAUGAUGCCGGGCAUCGUUCAUCCCCUGGAGGGAGACGAGAAGAUCAUCGCGGACAGCACGACAAUGGCACAAUAUUUCCUGGAAGUUGUGCCAACGGACAUUCACUCUCUGCUCUCCGUCACCAAGACAUUCCAGUACUCCGUGAAGGAAAACUCCCGACCAAUAAAUCACGAUAAGGGAUCCCACGGAAUUCCUGGACUCUACUUCAAGUACGACGUGGCGGCGCUCAAAGUGAUCGUCCGUCACGAUCGUGACAAUCCCGUGCAGUUCAUCGUGCGACUGUGCUCCAUCAUUGCGGGUAUCGUUGUGAUAUCCGGCUUUAUCAACAACAUUCUGCAGCAUCUCUGGAGCUUCAUACAAUUCAUGCAUCCCAGUGUCGCUGAGUCAAUGCAAAAUGGAAAGACGCACAACGCUGAGCGAGUUGAGAAUCUCUAGACUAUCGGCGAUUGGAUGAAUAGUUCGAGUGUCAAUUCCGGCCCGUGGCGCUGUGCAAUUGGGAAGUGCCAAAGAACAAUGUGGUGCGUCCACUGCGGCGCCGGGGCUCCACGAAAAUCAU